CGCCAUCAAUGACGUUUCGUUACUUUCUCGAACUGGCGAAUUGAUUCCGAGUGUGUUAGAUUUCGACGAAUUUUCUUAAAUUUCUUCUUGAAAAUGUUGAAUCCAAGUUCGCUUUUAGUAAGGAGGGCGAUUAAUAGCUUCGUGAGGCACGGGAGUCACGGUGGGCAACCCGGAGAGAAUUUACCAUUUUCGUUGACCAACCGUUUUAGAUUAACAGCUUGGUUCAUUGUUUUCUUCGGAUCGGGUUUGGCCGCACCUUUCAUCGUCUUAAGACAUCAACUUCUUAAGAAAUAAAUUUAAUCAAUUAAAAAAGGAUGUUUGUAAAGCAUUAUUAGUACUUUUAUGUAUUUUAGAAUGUAAUAAAUAAGUAAAAAGAA
Messenger RNA from Onthophagus taurus, 377 nucleotides. It is a transcript of the gene Cox7c, whose product is annotated as cytochrome c oxidase subunit VIIc. Gene Ontology annotation, biological process: mitochondrial electron transport, cytochrome c to oxygen. Gene Ontology annotation, cellular component: respiratory chain complex IV. Lineage: Eukaryota; Metazoa; Arthropoda; Insecta; Coleoptera; Scarabaeidae. The record is from RefSeq and is a predicted model, not a curated record.